AUGGUUUUAUUUCAAAAACGUUCUACAGAUCUCCAGAAGACAGUUCCAUCGAUACUUACGAAGAGUUUAUCAGCUUCAAAAUUUUCUAAAUUAAAAAUGCCGAUUGAGGAGGAUAUUCAAAAAUUUAUUCAAUGCUUGGAAAACUCGCCACUUUCAGUACAUGACGAUAAUGAUCAGAAAAGCAUAACUUUUAACAAUUUAAUGCAAUUUAUUGCUUACUAUCGUGGUGAGGUUAUGCCAGCUGUUGAUGUGCUAAAGGACCUUGAAGUUCAUUAUUUUUUUAAUUUUAAAUAG
This is a messenger RNA of Meloidogyne enterolobii, 294 nucleotides long. NCBI's taxonomy places the organism in Eukaryota, Metazoa, Nematoda, Chromadorea, Rhabditida, Meloidogynidae. The record is from the annotation of a GenBank genome assembly.